AUGAGCACAAGUGGUGGUGAAACCUCAAAGACAAUCUAUGGGGUUCCCGAAUCUGGUUGGACUUCACCAAAGUGGAAUUGGGGAUAUGCUUCUGGAACUGGACAUGACUGUGCAGCGAUUUGCCGCCAAGUUUAUUCAGCAAAACAAUCUAGAGAGGUUCUUGUGAAUGAUUUGAUUGCUGCAUCAGGACAACCAGAAGAUUUCGAGGAAGUCAAGCUGGUUCUCGGUCUGGCCUUUCAAAAUGGUCGAUGGGAUGGAUCGGAUGGUGGACAGGGUGGAUACGGGGUCGUGCUUUCCCACCUGGCGGAAGCACAGCGCUAUGAAGUUGGGUCAGAAGAACAGUGCUCCAAGAACUUUGUUCAAGAUAUGCAGGCAAGAUUUCAGCUCCUGGGACCGUCACCUGAAGAUCAAGCCUUGAUGGAUGAGCAACUAGAUGAACCAAACGUAGAUGCUGCUCGCCGUCGUUGCAGUGGAUUAGUACUGAAAACGAUGGGAUUUCUGAAGAAUGGACUGUAA
This is a messenger RNA of Cylindrotheca closterium, 516 nucleotides long. NCBI's taxonomy places the organism in Eukaryota, Bacillariophyta, Bacillariophyceae, Bacillariales, Bacillariaceae. The record is from the annotation of a GenBank genome assembly.